CUCCGUCCCUUCUCCUCCUCCAUAUAAUCAGAUGCGCCGCCGUGUCCUUGCAUCGAUCGAGUCGAGCGCGCACCGCACUCCGACCGUCGUCCUAGGUUUUUCUUCCGCCGUCGAUCUAGGCCGCAGCAGACCCAGCAGGCAGCAGCGCACAUGGCGCGGAAGGGGUGCGUCGGGACGGCAAUGCCGGCGGCGGCGAUGACGCUCGAGGUGACCGUGGUGUCCGCGGAGGGCGUCCGCGUGGCGUCGGGCCGCCCGCUGUGCCGCGGCGCCUACGCCGUGGUCCGCACCGCCUCGUCCUCCGCGCCCACCCGCGUCGACGCCGACGCCGACUGCCACGGCUUCCCGUACUGGGCCGAGGCCGUGCGCGUGGCGCUCCCCGCGGGGGCGCCCGCGCUGGACGUGGAGAUCUGCCGCGCGCGCGCCGGCGGCGGGCGCCCGGCUGCCGAGCCCGUGGCGGCGGCGCGCGUCCCCGUCGAGGACUUCACCGUCGGCCCGCCGGGGCACCUGCACUGCCUCAGCUACCGCCUGUUCGACUCCGGGGGGCGCUGCGGGGCGCGCGGCCGCAACGGCAUCGUCAACAUCACCGUCAGGAGGCUCGACGGCGCGCCGCCGGCCCAGGGGAAGGCAACGGCACCGGCGGCCGGGAAGGCUGUGGACGCCGCCGCCCCGAGCGGGAGUGGCGUUUCGUGCUCUGCCGCCGCAGCGAGCCUGGGGAAACCGGCGGCUCCCGCUGGUGCGGUGAUGGGGUACCCCGUCGGGUGCUAGGCGACUGUGCGUGCCAACAUCAAGCGCUGUGUACAAAUCAGCGCUACUAGUGCUAGAGUGUGGCUUCUGGGUUGCAAUUAGCCUGUCUGAUCUUGCAGUCAGGAUGUUCUUGAGCUUUUUACGUUUGAAUUUCGUUUAGGCAUUGGAUGAUUCCAAGAACGUAAGGAAUACCAGGGUCAAAAUGCCAACGUCUGGCUCUGUGUAUAUAGGUCAAAACUAAUCAAUCUGAGUACUAGUUUAAUGUCUGAUUCUUG
Panicum virgatum (switchgrass) is the source of this 1019-nucleotide messenger RNA. RefSeq names its product BON1-associated protein 2-like. NCBI's taxonomy places the organism in Eukaryota, Viridiplantae, Streptophyta, Magnoliopsida, Poales, Poaceae. The record is from RefSeq and is a predicted model, not a curated record. Bases 151 to 765 code for a protein of 204 amino acids. The transcript has a single exon.